GGACCCCCUCUGGGAGAGCCCCAUGAGGGCAGGAGAGUGAUGGAGAGUACGCCCAGCUUCCUGAGGGACACCCCGGCCUGGGAGAAGACCGCCCCCGAGAACGGCAUCGUGGGACGAGAGCCGAGUGCCCUGCCACGGGACGGCCUGCGCCACGGGGCCCUGUGCCUGGGAGAGCCGGCUCCCUUCUGGAGGGGUGUCCUGAGCACCCCAGACUCCUGGCUCCCCCCCGGCUUCCCUCAGCGCCCCAAGGACACGCUCCCACUGGUGGAGGGCGAAGGCCCCCGGAACGGGGAGAGGAAGGCCGGCUGGCUGAGCGGCAAGGAGGGGCUGCGCUGGAAGGAGGCCAUGCUCGCCCACCCGCUGGCGUUGUACGGGUCCGCGUGCCCGCCUCGCUACGGCCCCCUGACUCCUGAGCACGGCGGCGGCCAUCCCAAAAGUGACCCUGUGGCCUUCCGGCCCUUGCACUGCCCCUUCCUUCUGGAGACCAAGAUCUUGGAGCGAGCUCCGUUCUGGGUGCCCACCUGCUUACCACCCUACCUAGUGUCCAGCCUGCCUCCAGAGCGUCCGUGCGACUGGCCCCUGGCCCCGCACCCCUGGGUGUACUCGGGGGGCCAGCCCAAAGUGCCCUCUGCCUUCAGCUUCGGCAGCAAGGGGUUCUGCCAUAAGGAUCCGAGUAUUCUCAGGCUGGCGAAGGAGCCGUUGGCCGCUGUGGAACCUGGGUUGCUGGGCUUAGCCCCUGGCGGGCCUCUCCAGAGGAGCGGGGAGGCAGAGGGCCCUUCACUCCACCCGAGGGACGGGGAGCCAGGCCUCGGCAGGCAUCAGAAUCUUUGCCCACUCCUCCUGGGGCAUCCAGACACUGUCCCCCGGGCCCCCUGGCCCACCUGUCCCCCAGGCCUUGGCAAUGUCUGGACUGUGUCGGGCGGUGGCAGCGGCGGGGGCCUUGGGUACCAGCUGAGGCCAUCUGCCGCACCGAGGUGCCCCUCCCCCGGGCCUCCCACCACCCCGGGGGGCUGUUACUCACCCCACCCACCCGCCGGAGAUGGAGGCCUUAGCCCUUGUGGGAAGUGCCAGGAGGGCCGGGAGGGGGGCUCGAGGGGGUCCAGUGAGUCCAUCGAGGAAGCAAGCAAGGCCUCCGGUCCCAGGGCCUGCCCGCCCAACCACCACACCAAGCUGAAGAAGACAUGGCUCACCAGACACUCUGAGCAGUUUGGGUGCCCGGGGGGCUGCCCCGGGGGGGAGGAGGAGAGCCCAGCAGUCGCCCCGCUUCGGGCCCUCAAGAGGGCAAGUAGCCCUGAGGUCCAGGGAGUGGCCGGCAGCCCAGCCGCCAAGCGCCCCCCUGACCCUUUCCCGGGCAGAGCAGGGCAGGACGUCCUGGACUCGUCCCCGGAAAACAAGGCGGAGGCAGAACAGCACGCUGACCGCAGAGGACCCCGACACGGCAGGGCCAGCCUGCAGGACCCAGGGCGUCAGGAUGCACCUUGCUCAGCUCCCCGGGCAGGCAUCGCGCAGUGCCAGAGCUGUGCCCAGGCGGCGAGAGAGGCGGGAGGGCUGGCCUGCCACUCCCAGCCAGCGCCCAGAGAAUCCUCUCUGGGAGCGGAGCAGCAGGAGGAAGACUCGGCAGCCAGCUCCGAGGAGGGGGGAGGCUCCGGCCCCAAGGCCGGGCCCAGCGUGGGCCUCGCCAAACACCUCCUGAGUGGUUUGGGGGACCGGCUGUGCCGCCUGCUGCGGAGAGAGCGGGAGGCCCUGGCCUGGGCCCAGCGGGAAGGCCAGGGGCCGGCCAGGACAGAGGACGACCCAGGCGUUCCAGGUUGCUGCAGCCGCUGCCACCAUGGACUCUUCAACACCCACUGGAGAUGCCCCCGCUGCAGCCACCGGCUGUGUGUGGCCUGUGGUCGCAUGGCGGGUGCUGGCAGGGCCAGGGAGAAAGCAGGCUCUCCGGAGCAGCCCACGGAGGAGUGUGCCCAGGAGGCUGGGCACAGCGCCUCUUCCCUGAUGCUCACCCAGUUUGUUUCCAGCCAGGCUUUGACAGAGCUGAGCGCGGCGAUGCACCAGGUCUGGAUCAAGUUUGAUAUCCGGGAGCACUGUCCCUGCCAAGCCGAUGCCCAGGUGUGGGCCCCUGGGGAUGGGGGCCAGCAGAAGGAGCCGAGACAGAAAAACACCCCAACCCCACAACCUUCCUGCAAGGAGGACACCAACAGGACCAAGGACAUCAAAGCGGAGACCCUGGACUCCACAGAGACCCCUGCCGAGGACCGUGCCAGCCGGGGGCCCCUGCCUUGCCCCUCUCUCUGUGAACUGCUGGCCUCCACCGCCGUCAAACUCUGCUUGGGGCACGAGCGGAUACACAUGGCCUUUGCCCCUGUCACUCCAGCCCUACCCAGUGAUGACCGAAUCACCAACAUCCUGGACAGCAUCAUCGCGCAGGUGGUGGAGCGGAAGAUCCAGGAGAAAGCCCUGGGGCCGGGGCUGCGGGCCGGGCCUGGCCUGCGCAAGGGUCUGGGCCUGCCCCUCUCCCCGGUGCGGCCGCGGCCGCCUCCGCCGGGAGCUCUGCUGUGGCUGCAGGAGCCCAGGCCUCGGGGAGCCUUCCGCCUCUUCCAGGAGCACUGGCGGCAGGGCCAGCCUGUGUUGGUGUCAGGGAUUCAGAGGACAUUGCAAGGCAGCCUGUGGGGGACCGAGGCUCUGGAGGCGCUCGGAGGCCAGGUGCAGGCGCUGACCCCCCUCGGGCCUCCCCAGCCCACAAACCUGGGCACUGCGGCCUUCUGGGAUGGAUUCUCCCGGCCUGAGAUUCGCCCAAAGUCAUCUGAGGCCUCCAUUCUCCUGCUGCACAGAGCUCUGCGGGCUGAGGACACAAGCAGGCUGGAGAGCCUGGCUGCCAGCCUGCCCCUCCCGGAGUACUGUGCCCCACACGGGAAACUCAACCUGGCUUCCUACCUCCCGCCCGGCCCUGCCCUGUGUCCACUGGAGCCCCAGCUGUGGGCAGCCUAUGGUGUGAGCCCGCACCGUGGGCACCUGGGGACCAAGAACCUCUGUGUGGAGGUGACUGACCUGGUCAGCAUCCUGGUGCGCGCGGAAGCCUCGCUGCCUGCCUGGCACCGGGCGCAGAAAGACUUCCUCUCGGGCCUGGACGGGGAGGGGCUCUGGUCUCCUGGCAGCCAGGUCAGCGCUGUGUGGCACGUGUUCCGGGCACAGGACGCUCAACGCAUCCGCCGCUUUCUCCAGAUGGUGUGUCCGGCGGGGGCUGGCAACCUGGAGCCUGGCACCCCGGGCAGCUGCUACCUGGACGCAGGGCUCCGGCGGCGCCUGCGGGAGGAGUGGGGUGUGAGCUGCUGGACCCUGCUGCAGGCCCCUGGCGAGGCCGUGCUGGUCCCCGCGGGGGCUCCCCACCAGGUGGGUCCCGGGGGCCGGGUUCUGCUGAGAGCUCAGAAUGCCAGAAACAGCGAGAACAGCAGCACAGCGGUGCUGCACCCCCGCCUGGUGCAGGGCCUGGUAAGCACAGUGAGCGUCACUCAGCACUUCAUGUCCCCUGAGACCUCUGCCCUCUCUGCUCAGCUCUGCCACCAGGGAUCCAGCCUGUCCCCUGACUGCCGCCUGCUUUGUGCCCAGGUGGACUGGGCUGUGUUCCAAGCAGUGAAGUUGGCUGUGGGAACAUUACAGGAGGCCAAAUAGAGGGGUCCCGGGGGUCUGGGGGGCAGGUAGACCAGGUGCUCAGCUCAGGCACAGCAUAAGCAGAGACGACGCUGGGGACUUGGGGACCUUCGGUUACUUCCACAAGCACCACUCUGGGUACGAGCAGGAUACUGAGGUUCACCCCUGCCCUUCGCAGGCUGGCACCUGCUCGGCCCCUAUGCCCCCUCCAUGGUAUCAGGCCCACACUGGGGGUGGCUGACGCCCUUCAACCCCCACCCCCCAACCCAGGAGACAAACAGCCUUUCCUUGAGGGACUUUGGGAAUCACUCUGGCUUAAGCAACACCUUUUGCUCCCUCAUCUCCUGCUAUCCCCCCUGUGCCAAGCUCUGUUAUACCACCCACCUCCUCACGGGACUCCGGGCGCCCAUGCACUGCAGGCAUCUGGACAAGGGGCCACUGAAAUCCUGCCCUCUUGUUCGAGGGAGAGCUGGGAGGUGUGGGGAGGGGGUGGCCUCAGGACACCCCCCAGGCUUGGCCAAAGGGAAUGAUAGGGGUGAGGCCCUGUCCCUGCUCCCUCCUCUCGCCUCCCUCCUUCCUGUUUUCCAUUAAAGUCUGUUGUUUUCUGAAAGCCACCAGGCCAGUGUGGUUGGCCCUGCUCCUGCUGGCCACAUGGAUUGGGGAGGGUGGGGAGACAUGGAAAUGGAACCCGGUGGGCAGGAGCUGGGCUGUCCCUGACAGGGGCCUCAAGCACCCUUGCCUGCUCUUCUUCCCUGGACCUGGGUCCCUCCCUCCCACGGAGAAGCAGAUGGAGCCCUCCCGGGGGCUACCCCUGAGGAUGCUCCUGACAGCGACAACAGCAAGGCAGAGCCCCGGGGCACAGCACAAGGUGGCUUUGACCCCAGCCCUCCCUGAAAAGUCCAGGCUACCCCAUCUCUUCUGUCCGAUCUGACUCGGAGCUCCCGGAGUGUGGCCCAGGAGAGUGGCACACUCCGGGAGUGUGGCCCUGGCCAGGGCCUGGCCUGCUGCCUGAGCCGGUUGGCAGCCCCUCCCCAUCCCCAGGGCUCUCUGGUGUGGCUCUGCCUGUUCCCCUGCCCUAGUACACCUCAGCCCAGCAUGCCCCACGCGUCAUAUCUGAUUGUUCUGCGGUGGUUCGGGAAAUGUGUGGUUUUUUUUUUUUUAAUAAAAUAAUUUUUUUAUUAUAAAUUU
Molecule: messenger RNA, 4833 nt
Organism: Pipistrellus kuhlii (Kuhl's pipistrelle)
Lineage: Eukaryota; Metazoa; Chordata; Mammalia; Chiroptera; Vespertilionidae
Gene: HR
Product: HR lysine demethylase and nuclear receptor corepressor
Exons: 18
Coding region: 40-3666 (1208 amino acids)
Biological process (GO): regulation of transcription by RNA polymerase II
Cellular component (GO): histone deacetylase complex; chromatin
Molecular function (GO): chromatin DNA binding; transcription coregulator activity; histone H3K9 demethylase activity
Source: RefSeq, a predicted model, not a curated record